AUGUCGUACUCUGAUUCUGUGGAGACGGCUGCGUCUGUGAUAUCCCAACAGACUGGUCUUAUGAACAGAUGUUUGGGACAGAAUAAGCUAAUGGAGGCGUUGCAACAUUGCUCGGUUAUGCUUACGGAACUACGUAACCCUAACUUGACUCCAAAACAAUACUAUGAGCUUUAUGUUAUGAUAUUCGAUUCCCUGUCGGUGCUAUCAACAUAUUUGGUUGAAAAUCACCCCAAGUACCACCACUUGGCAGACCUUUACGAGUUAGUACAAUACACCGGAAAUGUUGUCCCAAGGCUAUAUCUGAUGAUCACAGUUGGAACGAGCUAUCUAAGAAUACCUGAUGCACCAGUCAUCGAGAUACUAAAGGAUAUGAUUGAGAUGUGUAGGGGUGUGCAGAAUCCAAUACGAGGAUUAUUUCUCAGAUACUACCUAUCACAAAGAACCAAGGAACUGCUUCCCGAUGAUGAACUGGAAUUUAAUGCAAAUUUCAUCAUGAACAAUUUUAUAGAGAUGAACAAAUUGUGGGUAAGAUUGCAACAUCAAGGUCCAUUGAGGAAAAGAGAAUUGAGAACUAAAGAGAGGAAAGAACUACAAAUUUUAGUGGGAUCUCAACUGGUUAGAUUAUCUCAGAUCAUUGAUGAUAACUUUGACAUGUAUGAUAAACAAAUUCUACCAACCAUUCUUGAACAAGUUGUUCAAUGCAGAGAUUUUGUCUCUCAAGAAUACUUGAUGGAUGUCAUAUGCCAAGUUUUCUCGGAUGAGUUUCAUUUACAAACCGCAUCUACUUUACUUAAAACAACAUUACAAUUGAACCCAGACGUUUCAAUGAAUAAAAUUGUUUUGAUCCUAAUAGAGAGAUUAAAUAGCUUUAAGGGUAGGAAAGUAGAAGAGGAAAAUGAAAAACAAAAACAAGCCUCUGAAAUAAAAGAUAAAAAUGAACAUGGAACUGUCGAAAAUGGUUCCAGUGCCAAUGGUGAGUCAUCCAAAACCAAUGAGAAGGAAAUACCUGAUAUUAAUUCAAAACCCCUACCUGAUGUCGACAUAUUUGAUGUUUUUGCCAACUACCUUGAGCUACUCAACAAAGAACGUCCGGAUCUCUCAUUACAGCAAUUUAUCCCAUUGAUUGAAUCUGUUAUCAAAUUAACUUUGCAAUGGUAUCCUGACAAUCUUAAGAAUAUCAAUCGACUAUUCACGUUCACAGCUCAGAAAUAUAAAGACUACGGGAAGAUGAUUCCAAAAGAUAUUGAUACGCUAAUGAUAAAGCUAUUGACUUUUGAGAACUCUACAUGUGAAGGUAAUGAAAGAGAUUCGUUUUUCUUUUACAGAAUAUUAACCGAGUGUGAUUCAUUUCCUGAGUUAUUAGGCUUACAGUCAGUUGAAACCCAAAGGGUCGCUAUUAGCGAGAUUCUUGAUUACUUAACUAUAAAUAUAACUGAUGAUAUCGAAGUGAAGACCAAUAUUAGCACACCCUUGUCCACGACGGCGGACAGUUCAGACAUAACUCCUCAAGGCAAACUGUUUAUAAUAAACACUAAAAGUGAGCUAGAAAAACUUCUAAGUCUUUCAGACUCUCUAAUACACAAAACAGAUAAGGUAAACAAAAGAACUUCAACCGAAGGUAAUGAUCAAUUAAGUGCGGGUGCUUUACCUGACGAUGAUUUUGAGUAUGACAUUGUUGAAGAAAAAUUGGCAAGAUUUUGCCACAUCAUAUGCAAAUCAUUGACCCUUUCACCUACUUUGAAUUCUGUCGAGUCCCAAAUUGAGUGCUAUCUAACAAUGAAGAAUCAUUAUUAUAAAGCCGGAAAGAAAUGUCUAUACACUUACCCUGCAAUCAUUACUAAUUUCUGGAAAUUGGUAAGGAGAUGCAAUAUAAUGCUGAAAGAAGGGCAACAAAAAGAAGAAGAGAGAAAGACCAUUGAAAACAACAUAAAACAGAUAUUCAAAUUUAUCUCAAGGGCAAUGAACGACAUGUUCAAUGUAUGUGGACCUAUAGCAUAUGAUACUGUGUACAAGAUGAAUUUAGAAUGUGCCGCGCUUGCAGACCAGUUAUCAUUAUCGGAGAUAUCGUAUGAUUUCUUUUCACAAGCUUUCACUAUAUAUGAAGAAUCAAUAAAUGAUUCAAAGGACCAAUUUCAAGCAAUUCUUCUGAUGACGCAGACAUUGCAAAAGACCAGGUCACUUCAUAAAGAGGAUUACUAUGACUCACUCAUAGUAAGAUGUACAUUACAUGGCUCAAAGCUUUUGAAGAAGCAAGACCAAUGUAGAAGUGUAUAUUUAUGCUCACACAUGUGGUGGGCUACGGAAUUAUCAGCUAUCGGAGAGGAAGAAGGCGUAACGACCAAUUUCUUCCGUGAGGGCAAACGUGUACUGGAAUGUCUCCAAAGGGCAUUGCGUGUUUCGGAUUCCAUAAUGGACAAUGUUCAAAGCUGUGAAUUGAUGAUUGAGAUUCUGAAUAGGUGUCUGUACUAUUUCAUUCAUGGCAAUGAGAAGGAUACACACAUUACGGUUAAAUAUAUCAACGGUCUCAUAGAACUCAUCAAGACUAACAUUAAAGCUUUACAAACUGAGGCUGAGUCAUACAUGUCAGAUGACCCAUCGCACGAAAUAUCUCAUCUGGAAUCGGCAGUCUCCCAACUAAAAAUGCAAGACUACGUAAUGGGUCUAGACGGCUCAUUAGUACAGGUAAGUAAUGGGAUGAACUCUCCCACAAGUGAAGCCACUGUAAAAGCAACUUUGCAAAUACCAAUUCAACAUUUUGCCAGAACGUGCUCAUACAUCAGAGAGCAGGGAGCCAUUGACGAACGUUUCCAAGUGAUAGAACUGUAA
This is a messenger RNA of Nakaseomyces glabratus, 2826 nucleotides long. It is a transcript of the gene VPS35, whose product is annotated as retromer subunit VPS35. The record is from RefSeq and is a predicted model, not a curated record. Gene Ontology annotation, biological process: intracellular protein transport; retrograde transport, endosome to Golgi. Gene Ontology annotation, cellular component: retromer complex; late endosome; retromer, cargo-selective complex. Lineage: Eukaryota; Fungi; Ascomycota; Saccharomycetes; Saccharomycetales; Saccharomycetaceae.